Messenger RNA from Phragmites australis (common reed), 1357 nucleotides. Its product is annotated as putative clathrin assembly protein At4g40080. The record is from RefSeq and is a predicted model, not a curated record. The transcript has a single exon. Gene Ontology annotation, cellular component: clathrin-coated pit; clathrin-coated vesicle. The coding region runs from base 135 to 1133 and encodes 332 amino acids. Gene Ontology annotation, biological process: clathrin-dependent endocytosis; vesicle budding from membrane; clathrin coat assembly. Gene Ontology annotation, molecular function: 1-phosphatidylinositol binding; SNARE binding; clathrin heavy chain binding. Lineage: Eukaryota; Viridiplantae; Streptophyta; Magnoliopsida; Poales; Poaceae.
UCGAGAUCACCCCGUUGGUUGCGUCUUAUCCCGCCUGCGGCCCGCCACGAGAAAGCUAAGGAAAGCUUCCUUCCGAUCCGGCGAUCCCCAACGUCUUGGCAGUUCGCACCCUCGACGCCUCCUCGGCGCCCGCCAUGGCUCCCAAGCUCCGGCGGCUCACGGACAGGCUCCUCUCCCAGGGGUCCGCUGCGGAUGCGCACCACGCGGUGGCACGCGCGACGGCGCACCACCCUUCCACGGCCCCGCCGUCCGCGCACCACCUGGACGCGCUCCUCGCCUUCGGCCGCGGCUCGCGCCUCUCCGCCGCGGCGCUCGCAUCCGCGCUCGUCGGCCGCCUCCGCGCCGCGGCGUCGGGAGACGGCGACGCCCCGGUGGCGCUCAAGUGCCUCGUCGCGCUCAGGGUCCUGCUCGCGCGGGGCGCGUUCAUCCUCCGCGACCAGCUCCUCGCCAAGCUCGUCCGGCACCCCGCCUCGGGACGGAACCCACUCGCGCUCGCCGCGUUCCCGCUCGGCCGCUCCUCCUUCGCCGCCGCGUCAUGGGUCCGGUUCUCCGCGCGCCUCCUCGAGCUCCUCCUCCUUCUCCCCGAUGCCCCCGCCGACGACGCCGAGUACCUCGCCGCGCUCCCCAACCCGCACCUCGUUGCCGAGCUCAAAGCCUUCGCCGCCGUCGCGGACGCUGUCCGCAACGCCCCGCCCCCUUCCUCCGCGCCGGAACACAACGCCCUCAUCUGGGAAGCCAUCCGUCUCUCCGAGGAGGACCGCGUCGCGGCGGAGCGCAACGUCGCAGCGCGGGUCCAGGAGAUGGGCGAGCGCCUCGACACGCUCUCCCUGGCGGACGCGGUGGAGCUGGUGUGCGUGCUGAGGCGAGUGGAGGAGAGCGCGGCGUCGUCAUCGCUGCCCCCGGAGUGGAAGUGGGCGGCGCUGGACGAGCGCGUCGUUUGCGCGGCGCGGCGGCUCCGCGGCCGCGCGGAGGAGGUGGUGCUGCGGAGGACCGGGGAGGAGAGGCGCGUGGUGCGGAGGGACGCCGGGCCCAGCGCGUCCGCGCGCGUCCUGUUGCCUAUCUGCUCCGGUGGUAGCGAGGCCAUCCGGUUCGGAUCCACGCGGUCGGCUGGCACAAUUUCUGCAUGGAGAUAGGGCAAUGUUACUCACAAACCCAGAAUUUCCGAAGGCAAAUUUUUGCAGAAUUUUCGUUGUAUUUUCACGUUACUCAUAAAUUAGGACAUUUGCGUGCUGUUUUUCUUUUUAAAAUGAAAGCAACAAUGAUGUGCAUACUCCACGAAAUAUGAAGUGCUUGCUGCUAGAAAUAAUAUCACUUUCAGAUUUAAUUUAAUUUUUAAUAUCAAUAUCGACUAUAUGUC